AUGAAAAUUAGCGUCUUCGAAGCACAGGGUAUUGCUAAGUUGCUUCAAUUUAGCGAAGAAAUCAAGCGUAUAUUCGUGGAAAUUACAACGAGCACCGACACGGUGCUAAAGCGGGCAGUCUCCAAUUUUCGUGCUGCUGCACAUCGCUUCGAAUCACACGCUAAACCACUUGGCCGCCCAUGCCUCUACAUUCAUGCUUGUAUCAGAACAGCUCUGCGCCUUACCAAGACUCGCAGCGACGCAAGUGGGCAAAAGGCAAAGGCAUGGCUCUUGUGGCUGUCGGAAGAACGGGCUCUUCUGGCAGCGAUGUUGGCUGAUGCGGCCGACUCGUCCAUUCGGCUGACUCGGCUGAUGGACACUGAGAGCGUUGAUCCGGCCAUGCUGUGCCGCGAGGUGUCUUUGUAUAUGUCUUCUGUGAAGGCACUGUUCCUGCAUGGAGCUUGCUUUACGGAAUUCGGCUUUACAUCGACGAUGUUGGAGACACUGAAAACACCCAUCGUUUUUCAGUUGGGUUCUGAAACGAAAAGCUUUGGUGACAGCAGCGGUGUGCCCGAGGAGAUCAAACAGCGGUGCCUGGCCAGGAUGCAAGCAUGGCUUAAACUUGCUGAAGCGGCGGUAGCUGCGGAAUUUCCUUCCUUCGAGAUUGCUCAGGCUUUCGACGUGUUCGACCUCAGCGGUGGCUCUCACAACGCCGACGAGAAGCUCCAGCGGGUCGCCAAAGCCUGCAACCUGGACGAGCAGGCGCUGAAAGCACAGUGGCGGGAUGUGUUUCCACGCGCCGAGAGGCUUCUGAAACAGAGCACGGACGUGAAUGCCAAGAACAAAGAUGCAUGGGCCUUGGCUUUGGACCGUUUAUGCCAACAUCACUAUACGAAAGGCCAACACCCGGUCGAAAUCCUCAGAGAAGCAUUGAUCCAGUACUUUUCUUUUGGGGCCAGCAGUUCCGGUGUUGAACAAAGCUUUUCAAAGUCCCAAUGGGGCUUUGGCACACGCAGAAAUUCUGCUCUUCAUUCCACUGAGGAAUUUUCAGUCAAGGCUUUACUUGACCUUCCGACUGUUGCGGCCUCGCAAAAAGACUGGCCGAUUCGGCUGGCUCGGCUGACCUGGGUGAGCUGCUUCGGCCAGUCAAGGUCAUCAACGGCAGAAAGGGUAGACAAAGGCAGCAAAAGAAAAACCGAAGACGAAGAAGCUAAGCCUGCAACGGAGGCUGUUUUUUUGCGCAAGCGCCGACGUGGUGAGGCGCUGGCUGCUGGGCGCAUGGAAGGCAACUCUGAUGUUGCUCUUGACCUGCACGAGCAAGUUUGGACACAAAAGCACCAGAAGGAACUGGAAUUUCAACAGAGGAAGAGGAAGAUGCGAAAGCUUCAAGCCCUCUCCGAGAAUUCUUUGCUGCAGCGCGAAAUAGAGGAUGGUAUGCAGCAAGAAUCCGAAGCAUGUCACAAAAACAUGAUACAAAGGGAAACCGCCCGUCGAACCAAAGAAAAAAAGAUGCUUCGGGCAGAAAAAGGCUGCUCGCGAGCCGACUUAAAGGCUGCCUGGGGAGGAAAGAAAGUUUAUCUGGCUGUUCCGGCCAAUAUGCACUUAGUGCAGGGAAUAUCAGACAUGGGCCUUGCGGUCACGAACCAAGCGUCCGCAGCGACAGUUAUUGUUUGUUCGAAGCCCGGACAUAUGCAAGACCCGCGGCUUCGAUUGCUUGCUGGGCUGCAAGGUUGCUAUGAAGUCGCUCCUUCAUUUUUUCUGACUGGUCAGGGCGCGGUACUGAAGAGGCGGGCGGCUGCUGCGAUCAAGCGAGUGCUCAUUGUGUCCAAGGCAUGCGCCAAAAAAUGUCCUAAGUUCUGGAGAUUCCUGCGAAGCUGCCUGCCGGAAAAUCACAAGUGGACAAUGGCCAAAACGGCUUUGUCCGCCAUUCGAGCAGCACACGGACGCUUCCCGAAGAAAAACGUCUGGGUUGUCGUCCUUCCCGGCCAGCGUAAUCACCAGGACAUUCGAGGGCUCCCGAAUGUGUUCACGAUGCGGUCGUUGCCAAAGCGCAUCUGCAACGGCUUUGACCCCGGCCUCUCCAGAAGUGGCUCUGCGCUGACGUGA
Molecule: messenger RNA, 2085 nt
Organism: Symbiodinium sp. CCMP2592
Lineage: Eukaryota; Dinophyceae; Suessiales; Symbiodiniaceae
Source: the annotation of a GenBank genome assembly